CGCGCCACCCGCACGCGAGUUCGUCGCCUUUCGUGUUGCGAUUUCUUGAUACUUUAUUUACGUAAAUAAAAAACACCUUACCAAUUAACAGUUUUUGAAAAUCAAUAGAACAUUGAAUGUUGGAUACAAUUUUUUACUAUGGGACUGUGGAUAUUAAUAUUAUGCGUGAUACCAACAAUCGUAACAACAAUAACAAUCUCACCAAAUGGAAAUAGUCCAGAAACGAAAAUGAUCGGUGGAAUGAUGGUCGAUACACACAAGAGAAACACGGAAACUGUUGUUAGGAACGAAGCUCCUCAAAAAAAUUAUAUUAAGCCGAACAAUCUAUUAAAAGCUAAUUCUUCAAAACUGGCGAUUAAUGAGAGAUAUAGGAGACUUAUACCUUAUAUGACGUUUUAUUAUGCUAACGAUUUAGUAACUCCUACUACAGAAACGUACAAUAAAAAUAAUGUUGAAGUUGAGCAAGCGAAAAUUGUUGAGGCUGGAACUAUCACACCGAACGAACGUCAACCAAAAAUAAUUUACACUUCCCAAAGGCAUAACAAUAACAUUCCAAGAUAUCAUGGAAAUCGUCUAACUCAAUUUAAUAUAGCAUCAUCGAAUCCAACUAAAUUAUUUUAUAAAGACUCUUUAGCUCCUGUUCAUUAUCAAAAUCCACCAAAGAUAAGUCACAUUCAGAAUCCUUCUUUGUUAGAACCUAACGUUUAUGAUAACAGAGACAUUACAUAUGACCGAUUUAUUCCAAAACAAAUUAAAGCACCGAGUGCUCCUUUUAAGGCUCCUACAAGAAAUCCAUACAUAAACUUAUAUCAGAAUGAUGAUUACCUUCCAAAUGUACAAUAUUUCUCAUCUGAUGAGGGGGGAUCAUAUAAGUUAAUUCCUUAUGAACAAACUCCACCUGUUAAAACUUCUAAUGUUUUUACAUCAAAACAACAAUACAGUUCUCCUACAUUAAACCAUAAAGAAUCUAUUUAUAUAAAACCAAGACCAUCACUUCAUCCGCAGCCUUUUUACACUAGUCAACAAGUACAAACGAGAAAACCACCUGCAACUAUAUCAGAAAUAUAUUAUGAAAGAAGACCGCCGGUGACUAAAUUGGUUGAACCAGUUAUAGAAAGUGGGUUUAGGCCUAUAGUGAAUUCAGUGUCGACAACUGAAACCCCUGUAUAUAAAUCAACAAAACAAGAAGCGUCACCGUUUCAUAGUUUAAAAAAUGAGAAACAUCAAGAAUUUCAUGGCGUUGAAGCAAUACCAUUUGCUCCCGAAGAUAGUACAACCCAACCAGAAUAUGUAAUUGAACAACCUCAAUAUAAACAGACACAAAACUCCGUAACUCUAGCGGAACUUUUAAAUUCAUUACAAAUAAAUAAAUCAAUCCCGAAACCAAUUACAAGAGAAAACAUCAGUGCUUCUAUAAGAACAUUGUUACAAGUACUGAAUACUUUAAAAGCUACUGAUAAACAAAAUGAAAUGGAACCAGUAGUAGUCAGUACACCAAAACCUUUUAAAAAUUCUGAAAAUUCAGUAAAGAUAACACCUACUACUAUUCCAUCAACGACAUCAGAACCACAAGAUUUAUAUGAAGAACCUUAUCUCGCUCCUAUUCAUACUCCUUCACAACAUUUAGAUGAUUACCCAAGCGGUGGGUCAAGUUCUCAACGGUUUCCACUACCUGUGACGUCUGACGAAGAAGGUGGCACUCCCGGUCGACCUGGUGUAGAUUACCCAAUUUUAACACUGAUUCCGCCAACUAAAUUUGAUUGCAAAACGCAGCGAUACAAAGGUUUCUUUGCCGAUACUGAAACGAGAUGUCAAGUAUGGCACUAUUGUGAUUUAAAUGGCGGUCAAGCUUCAUUCUUAUGUCCAAACGGCACAAUAUUCUCACAAGCAGCUUUAACUUGUGACUGGUGGUUUAAUGUCAAAUGUGCUUCCACUACACAGCUGUAUGUUCUCAAUGAAAGUCUGUACAAGUACAUUUUGCCUCAUUCACCUAAGUUUCCCGAGGACUACAGUGGUCCGUUAGUUGACAAAUAUCUUACACUAAAAUUCAAGGAAAUGGAAGAACAGUUUAAAAAGAAUAAAAACAAAAAAGUAGUAUCAGAAAAAGUUGAUAACGACGAUGAAUCAACUUCGAAUGAAACAACGGAAAAUAGCUCUGCUGAAGAAAGCGUCGGAAGUGACAAAACUCUGGUGAACCAAGCUGACGUCAUCGUUGAAUCGUCUGGAAAUAGUGGCAAUGUUCAAAGAUUACAAGACGACUAAAAAUUAUCAACUUAAAAAAAAUGUCCACUAUUUAAUUUGUAAAGCUGCGUCUCCAGAAAAGAAAAAUUGGCAAAUUUUGGGUCGUGUUGGUAAUAAGUUUCUAUUACCAUGAGCAAAUCUGUCUCAAUCUAGCGUGCAGGGGGCUAAGAAUAGCGCGGAUGACGGUCAAGUCUUAGACCACAGUUGAGGCGGCCCAUAAGUUAUCUUUAUUUUUUCAGAGUUGGUUAAAUCAGCUGAAAUCUACUUGCCUCUGAGUGUUUGCCGUGUUCAUGACAGGGCUGAUUUUAAACUGAGAUAGAUAACCUAUGUCUUCUAAUAAUAAUUAGUGAUUUUCAAAAGAUUUUCAAACAUAUAAAUUGCCAAUUAUUUUCAUGGAAACACACUUUACUUUUGCUUGUUACUUUAUAGUUUAAGAUAAGUCCCUGUGAUACAGAUUCUAAUAUACUGUUCUUAGACGGUAAGUAUUUAUAAAGUUGAUGUUAUUCACUAAUUACUAAAUACAUAUUUUAUGGUUGUGAACUUCAACGCAUAGAUGCAAGAUGAGUAUUUGUAGGUGAUGCUUGUUCGGUAUAUUAUUUUAGUUAGGGAAUUAAACUUGCCAUAAACCGCCAUGUUUAAUUCAUAGUAAACACGUAGUAAUGUCUGUUAUAUCGCAUUAGUUCAUUAGUAAUACCUAUUGUUCAAUACUUGCUUUCUUAGUUAUGGAUAAAAUGUGACUUUGAGUGUAUUAUGGUUUUGCGUGACAAAUUAGUAAAACAUUUAUAUUAUUUAGUUUUCAUGCGUAUAAUGCAAUAUUCAUUACCUAUGUAUGUAAAUGAGCUUCUAGUUUCAGCUUGAAAAAUUAAUACUGUAAGUAAUAUCCGUUUACAGCGUGGUUCAAAUAAAUAUAUAUAUAUAUAUAU
Molecule: messenger RNA, 3164 nt
Organism: Vanessa atalanta (red admiral)
Lineage: Eukaryota; Metazoa; Arthropoda; Insecta; Lepidoptera; Nymphalidae
Exons: 5
Coding region: 139-2262 (707 amino acids)
Cellular component (GO): extracellular region
Molecular function (GO): chitin binding
Source: RefSeq, a predicted model, not a curated record